Messenger RNA from Alternaria metachromatica, 654 nucleotides. RefSeq lists its product as uncharacterized. The coding region runs from base 1 to 654 and encodes 217 amino acids. Gene Ontology annotation, molecular function: four-way junction DNA binding. Gene Ontology annotation, cellular component: Rad51B-Rad51C-Rad51D-XRCC2 complex; centrosome; replication fork. Lineage: Eukaryota; Fungi; Ascomycota; Dothideomycetes; Pleosporales; Pleosporaceae. Gene Ontology annotation, biological process: DNA strand invasion; double-strand break repair via homologous recombination. The transcript has a single exon. The record is from RefSeq and is a predicted model, not a curated record.
AUGUCCAGCCUUUUCAAAACCAGCCUUGUCGCCACGGAAAAGGAAAUCAAUGACGUCCUCAAAUCCGACAUGAAAUCCGUAAUCAAGGCUGCACUACCACACCUCCACAUCUUCCGCCCACAGUCCUGGCCUUCUUUCCUAGCGACACUCGAUUCGCUACCAGAAUACCUUCUCAAUGAUAAUCCUCAACACAAGAGUAUGCACCGUCGCAUCCACUCCAUCAUCCUCGAAGACAUCGAUGCGUUCGUCUGGUCGAUACGAAAUACCAGUACUACCGUAUCUAGCUCCUCGAAUACCCUCGCGACGGCAUCCAUACAGCUUACCACCAGCGUUGCGAAACUGGGCAAGCUACUCUCCUGCGCUACAAUACUGACAUCGCAAUCUACCACGCUGUCAUCGUACCGGCCGUCGUUGCCUACAUCGUGGCCACAGGGCUCCCCAGUUACAAGAUUAGCAGUUCGGCGGGUAGAUGUGCUCAAGUUCGCUCCGGCGAUUAGUGUGGAAGAUGCUGAGAAGGAGAGAGUGCAGCGAUGGGAAGUGGUUAGUCGCGGCCGAUUUGAGUGCUGGAGGGUUGGUGUGGGCGCGAGAGACGGCGAAGGAUUUGUUUUCAGGGUAGGGAAGGGGAUUGAGAUGGAAAGAGAGGGUGGAAGGUGA